UAAAUCUGAAAAGACGGUUUCUGCUCCAACGUCGAAUAACUCGAUGAUAAAAAAUCUUUACCGUGAUGUAAGAUUUUUUAGCAUAGAUUAAAAAAAAAGAUUCGAAAUCAGAUUAUCAGUAUAUUCAGAACGAAUCACCGGUUCUAUAAAUUAUUCGUUCUGAAUACCAAUGUUACAGUAAUAAGCAGGCAAGCCUAUUCGAUGAAUACGUAGCAACGUACUUUCUGAUAGCGAGAGAAAUAAAAGGCACACGACGGCCACGGUUCUAAUCACAUUUGCGCGAAAGACGUGGUCACGAAGAGCGGCGCUUCAGUAUCGGUCCGGUUUUUGAAGAAAUAUGGCGGAUGUCGAGUUAGCAAAAGCUCUGAAGGAUCUACCGAAUCGUGUUCAGACCGCCAGCAAGAAGGAGCGGCGUGAGGUUCUGCAAAAUGUCGUCAACGUGUUGUCAAAUCCCGGCAUCAACGAGAAAAUUGUCAACGGAGUAUGCAAGGUUCUAUCACUUACCUUACAUAGGUACAAAGACAGUGCUUCGCAAUCCUACGUGAGAAACUUGAUCGUGGAAUUGCUGAAGAAACAACCGGAGGCAACUGUCAAACAUAUGACAGCUGUGAUCACAGAACAAGCCACUUGGCAUAAGAAUGUGGUCGCCACUUUGAAUACCUCUCUAACUGCAUAUAUUGCAUUGAAAUGGUCGACUUUAGUUAUUCUUCAUGGAUAUAACGAAGAGACGGAUACUACCCAGACUUUACCGAAACUUAUCGAAGCUCAGGCGAAUCUAUCCGCCGCAGCUGUGGCGUCCACCGACGAGAGACUCUCGAACAAGGUAUACACGUUACUUGCUCAUGAAUGGACAUCCAUAAAAAAUAUAGAGAUCAUAUACAUGGAAAACUUAACGAAAUUGGAAGUCGGGAAUGGCACGAUAAUUUUGGCCAGCUUGCUCACCAAGUAUCUAGUUGCCUCCAAAUGGAACGACCUGGUGGAGCGGUUGAAGGUAAACAUGAUCGACGUGUUUAUCAAAGUGGCCAUCAGUUGCAAGAAAAAACCAGACUUGUACGUGGUCGACGUGGCCGUGCCGCUUCUUCGACGGUUGACCCACGAGGAAUUCAAGAAUCAGUUGCUGCCCGCUCUGCAAAAGGCCAUGUUGCGGAAUCCGGAGAUCAUCAUCGAGUCGGUCGGGCACAUAUUGAACGGGUUGAGCCUCGACCUGAGUCAAUAUUGCCAGGAGAUCAGCAAAGGGCUGUUCGCCAAUCUGCACUCUAAGGAGGACUCGGUCCGCGACAAUGCGGUCGGAGCGUGCCGCAAGCUCGCCCUGCAGUGUUCCGACACCACGGCUCUGGAGACGCUGUUGUCAUCGGUAUUCGCGGUGUUCCACGGGUCCGAGGGCAAGCUUACGGUGGCGACCCACAAGAUCUCCGUGCUGCAGGGUGCCGGCAAUCUCAGCUACAACGCGGCCUCGGGCAACAGCGUGCAGAAACUGGCGGAGACCGCGUGCGAGCACUUCGUCAAGGUACUGGAGACGGAGGUGCACGAGAAAACGCUGAUACACGCCCUGGAGAUGAUGGCUCUCUGGUCGAAGAAGUUCUCGUCCAACGUGCCCAAGAGCGUGGUGGACGCGUUCAAGAAGGGUAUGGCAGCGAAAACGUCCACCGCCGCAGUGCGCACCGCCUACAUCAAGCUGUUCUUCUCGACCCCGGCGACCUCUUACGCGGAGGUGAUAGCGCCGACCCUGGCCCAGGCGAUAAGCCGGGCUAUGCAGCAGUGCGCACAGCCGACCGCGGUGACCGAGGGCCUGGUCGCCUCCUACCUCCUGCUGAAGUUCGUGCUGGCCGACCAGGUGGAGAACGACAAGCAGAGCGUGCUAUGGAGCGCGAUCGACGAACAGAUCUUCUUCUCGGAGAAGUUUCUGUCGACCUGCGGCGACGACAUCCUCUACCACCUGAUGCUGCUCUGCGAACGUCUCGUCGGCGAGUUCUCCGACCGGCUGAACGAGAAGGCGUUGAACGGCGUCCACCGCGCCAUCGUGUCCUGCGCGACCGCGCCGAAUUCCACCACGAGGCAACGCUGUUACCCGCUGGUGAAGAAAGUCGUGACCGGCCUGAGCACGUACGCGCCGGCUCAGGCUCUGCUGGCGGAGUUCAGCAAGUUCCUGGAGAACGUGAAGAUCAAGUCGGAAACGGACAAGGAGAGCAGGGAGGAGUCGUCGAUGGGCGAGAUCACCGGCCGGUGCCUCGCGGACGGCCUGUUCGCCCUGUGCUCCGGCUCCUUCCUCUUCGACGUCCCCGCCAUGCAGAUGACCCGAGACGCUCUGCUUCCGUCCCACCACCCGGCCCUGCUCAAGGCCGUGCCGAAUCUCUGGUACAAGAUAGCCAAGAACUACGGCCUCAUGCCCAAGGACUUUCUGCGCAGCUACAGCAGCGAGGUGCGGAAGAUGCUGGUGCAGAAUUACAGACCGGUGGCGAAUUACGAGAACGCGCUGGUCAGGGUGGUCUCCUUGGCGCCGGACGCCUUCCUGCCCGCGUUAGUGUCGAACGUGACCAGCAAGCUGGACGACCCGGAGAUCCUGAGGGUCAGCAAGGACGAGUACUUCACGUACCUCACGCCCGAGGGCGAGCUCUACGACAAGAGCGUGUUGCCGGUGAACGACGAGAACGACAUUCUCAACUCGAUGAACAUGAAGAGGGAGAGCAAGGUCUACUCGUUCAAGGAGCAGCAGGAGGAGCUCCAGCUGAGGCGCGAGCUGUACGAGAAGCGGAAGAGGGAGGGCAAAAUCAAGGAGCCGAAGCUGACGCCGAAGCAGGAGGAGGUAUUGAAGGCGCAGAUCGCCAAAGAGAACGGUAUUCGCAGGAGAUUGACCGAGUUGAAGGCCAAGAUCGACACCGCGGUGUCUCUAGUCACGUGCUCGAUACGCGGCAAUCGGCAGGAGUUGUCCCUCUACCUGAAGGACCUGCUGCCGUCGAUCCUGAAGAACCUGGGCUCCCCGUUGGCCGCGCCGGAAAUGGCCGAGCUCUUCCUGUCGCUCCGUCAGACGGUGACGAUAGACAACAGCGCGAUCUUGGGCGACCUGAUCGCCCACGUGACACUGCGGCAGCUGCAGCCGCAGUGCGACCUGGACCCGGCCUGGGAGGAAGAGGACCUCGACGUGACGGUGAAGAGAACGUUGAACCUGAUCCACACGGUGACGAUCAAGAGGAAGGAGCUGUUCACCGCCUCCGCCUUCUGCUACGUGUUCCCGUUCGUGAGGAAGACCCUGUUGACGUACAAGGACGAGGGUAUGAUCGUGCAGGGGCUGCAACUGAUUCAGGAACACGCCAAGCAGAGAGGCAGCACCGGCGAGCUGAAGGACCCGAGGCACCCCAGACUCCUGCCUCGCAAGCAGAUGUUCGACCUGCUGAUCGAACUGAUGGAGAAAACCACCAGCCGGGUGCAGUCUCACGCGGUCGCCACCCUGUUGGACGUCGCGCACUCCGGCAGCGGGCAACCCGGCACCGCGAUCGCCACCAGCGAGGACAUAGACUCGCUGAUAGGCGCGUUGCAGAACUCGCUGUCCACCGUGAGGGACGCCGCGCUGCGGGGCCUGAUGGUGAUACGACAGGCCUUCCCGUCCCACAAGGAGGAUCAGGAUCAGCUGGACAGGCUCACCAGGAGGGUGUGGAUCGCCCGGUUCGACGUCAGCGACGAGAACAAGAUCCUCGCGAACGAGCUGUGGAACGAGGCCGAGUUGGCCGCGCAGGCGGAGGUCCUCUGCGACGAGCUGAUCCAGGACAUCGCCCAUCCGGUGGAGCCGGUGCAGCAGGCGGCCGCGUACGCGUUGGCCCAGUGCCUGGCGACGGUGCCGCACCUCACGCCGUCCGUCUUGGACAAUCUGCUGCAGCUCUAUCAGGAGAAGCUGGCCAUGAUACCGCCGAAGCUGAACGACUUCGGCCGCGUGAUCGAGCAGCCGAUCGACACGUGGGGCCCUCGGCGCGGGGUGGCGCUCGCCUUGGCGCAGGUCGCGCCGCUCCUCACCGCCGACACGAUCCACCGGCUGGUGCAGUUCUUCGUCUCGACCGGCUUGGGCGACAGGAACCAGUCGGUGCGCACGGAGAUGCUGACCGCCGCGGUCGCCGCGGUCGAUCUUCACGGUAAGGUGAACGUGACCUCGCUCUUGCCGGUGUUCGAGGAGUUCAUGGACAAGGCGCCGAAGAUCGGCAGCUUCGACUCGAUCAAGCAAUCGGUGGUGAUCCUGAUGGGCUCCUUGGCGAGGCACUUGGACAAGGACGACCCGCGCAUCAAGCCUAUCGUGAUGCGGCUGAUAGCCGCGCUCUCCACUCCGUCGCAGCAGGUGCAAGAGGCCGUGGCGAACUGCUUGCCGCACCUGGUGCCGUCCAUCAAGGAGGAUGCGCCGAAGAUCGUGGAUAACCUGAUGGACCAGUUGCUCAAGUCGGACAAGUACGGCGAGCGCAAGGGCGCGGCCUACGGGCUGGCGGGUAUCAUCAAGGGCAUGGGGAUCCUCGCGCUCAAGCAGCUGGACAUCAUGACCACGUUGACGAACGCGAUCCAGGACAAGAAGAACUACCGGCACCGCGAAGGGGCGCUCUUCGCCUUCGAGAUGCUGUGCACGAUGCUCGGCAGGCUGUUCGAGCCCUACAUCGUUCACGUGCUGCCGCAUCUGCUCCUGUGCUUCGGCGAUUCCAGUCAGUACGUGAGAUCCGCGACCGACGACACCGCGCGGGUGGUCAUGAGCAAGCUCUCCGCCCACGGCGUCAAGCUCGUGCUGCCCAGCCUGCUGGCGGCUCUGGAGGAAGACUCGUGGAGGACGAAAACGGGAUCCGUCGAGUUGCUGGGCGCGAUGGCGUACUGCGCCCCGAAACAGCUGAGCAGCUGUUUGCCGAGCAUCGUGCCGAAGCUGAUCGAAGUGCUGAGCGACUCGCACACGAAGGUGCAGGAGGCCGGCGCCGAGGCUCUGAAGGUGAUCGGCAGCGUCAUCCGCAACCCGGAGAUCCAAGCCAUCGUGCCGGUGCUGUUGAAGGCGCUGCAGGAUCCUUCGCACAAGACCGCGACCUGCCUGCAGACCCUACUGGACACCCAAUUCGUCCACUUCAUCGACGCGCCCUCGUUAGCUCUGAUCAUGCCCGUGGUGCAGCGCGCUUUCCUCGACCGCUCGACCGAGACGAGGAAGAUGGCCGCGCAGAUAAUCGGCAACAUGUACUCGUUGACAGACCAGAAGGACCUGACCCCGUACUUGCCGACCAUAAUCCCAGGGCUGAAGACGAGCCUGCUGGACCCCGUGCCCGAGGUGCGCAGCGUGUCGGCGAGAGCGCUGGGCGCGAUGGUGCGCGGCAUGGGAGAGUCGAGCUUCGAGGACCUGCUGCCUUGGCUGAUGCAGACCCUCACCUCGGAGAGCAGCAGCGUCGACAGGUCCGGCGCCGCCCAGGGUCUCUCGGAGGUGGUGCGCGGCCUGGGGGUCGAGAAGCUCCACAAGCUCAUGCCCGAGAUCAUCAGCACCGCGGAGAGGACCGACAUCGCGCCUCAUGUCAAGGACGGCUACAUCAUGAUGUUCAUAUACAUGCCGAGCGCCUUCACCACGGAGUUCACGCCGUACAUCGGCCAGAUCAUCAAUCCCAUCCUCAAGGCUCUCGCCGACGAGAACGAGUACGUGCGGGAGACCGCGCUGAGAGCCGGCCAACGCAUCGUUACCCUCUACGCGGACUCGGCGAUAAUGCUGCUCCUGCCGGAGCUGGAGAAGGGCCUCUUCGACGACAACUGGCGUAUCCGUUACUCGUCCGUGCAGCUUUUGGGCGACCUGCUCUACAGGAUCUCCGGAGUGUCCGGCAAGAUGUCGACCGAGACCGCGAGCGAGGACGACAACUUCGGCACCGAGCAGUCGCACUACGCCAUCAUAAACGCCCUGGGUGCCGAGAGGCGGAAUCGUGUGCUGGCAGGCUUAUACAUGGGUCGCUCGGACGUCGCUCUGAUGGUGCGGCAAGCGGCCCUUCACGUCUGGAAGGUUGUGGUGACGAACACGCCGCGGACCCUGCGGGAGAUAUUGCCCACACUGUUCACGCUCCUGCUGGGGUGUUUGGCGAGCACCAGCUACGACAAGAGACAAGUGGCCGCUAGAACGUUGGGCGACCUGGUGCGCAAGCUGGGAGAGAGAGUCUUGCCGGAGAUCAUUCCGAUCUUGGAGAAGGGUCUGCAGAGCGAUCAGGCCGAUCAACGGCAGGGAGUGUGCAUAGGUCUGUCGGAGAUUAUGGCCAGCACCAACAAAGAUAUGGUCUUGACCUUCGUCAUCAGUCUCGUGCCGACGGUGAGAAAAGCGCUCUGCGACCCGUUGCCGGAGGUUCGUCAGGCUGCGGCCAAGACCUUCGACGGUUUGCAUUCCACGGUAGGCGUACGCGCCCUCGACGAUAUAUUGCCGGCCAUGUUAACGCAAUUGAACUCGCCGGACCCGGCCGAGGCGGAGAACACGUUGGACGGCUUGCGCCAAGUGAUGGCGAUCAAGUCGCGCGUCGUGCUGCCGUAUCUGGUCCCGCAGUUAGCCUCGCCGCCGGUUAACACGAAAGCACUCUCGAUACUGGCCAGCGUGGCAGGUGAAGCAUUGACACGGUUCCUUCACAGGAUCUUGCCAGCAUUACUCACUGCUCUUUCCAGUGCUCAAGGGACCGCGAAUGAGCUGCAGGAGCUCGAAUACUGUCAAGCGGUCGUGCUUUCCGUUACCGACGAAGUAGGCGUUAGGACCGUGAUGGAUCAGUUGAUGGAGGCCACGAGGGCGGAGGACCUCUCGAAACGGCGCAGCGCCGCUACGUUGCUCUGCGCGUUCUGUCGCGACACUCGCGCGGAUUACAGUCAAUAUGUGCCACAGUUGUUGCGCGGUCUGAUCCAUUUGUUCACCGACGAGGACAAAGACGUGCUGCAGAUGAGCUGGGAGGCGCUCACCGCCGUGACCAAGACUCUGUCGUCCGAGCAGCAGAUAGCGCACGUACAAGACAUCAGGCAAGCUGUCCGAUUCGCAGUGUCCGAUCUGAAAGGUCAAGAACUGUUACCCGGAUUCUGUCUUCCCAAGGGAAUCACGCCAAUCCUACCGAUCUUCCGAGAGGCUAUACUGAACGGUUUACCAGAUGCGAAGGAACAUGCCGCUCAAGGAUUGGGAGAAGUCAUAAGGUUGUCGAGUGCGUCCGCGUUGCAGCCGAGCGUGGUGCAGAUCACCGGUCCGCUCAUUCGAAUCCUCGGCGAUCGUUUCAACUGGAGCGUCAAGGCGGCCGUGCUCGAGACGCUCGCGAUAUUGCUUGGAAAGGUCGGUGUCAUGUUGAAACAAUUUUUGCCGCAACUGCAAACCACCUUCCUGAGGGCGUUGAACGACAGCAACCGACAAGUCAGACUGAAGGCGGCGUACGCUCUCAGUAACCUGAUCGUCAUCCACACGCGUGUAGAUCCCUUGUUCACCGAACUUCACACCGGUAUCAAGACGGGCGAUGAUCCGGCGAUAAGGGAAACAAUGCUGCAAGCUCUCAGAGGCGUGUUAACACCAGCUGGCGACAAGAUGACCGACCCGAUGAAGAAGCAGGUAUUCGCAACGCUCAGCAGUAUGCUGAGUCAUCCGGAGGACGUGACAAGGAACGCGGUCGCUGGUUGCUUCGGCGCCCUGCUGCGCUGGUUAAGCCCGGAACAGCUGGCGAUUGCGUUCAACGAUCAUCUCUUAUGUAACGACGUCAGUGCCGACUGGAUGCUCAGACACGGACGUUCGGCCGCGCUCUUCGUAGCGCUGAAGGAAUCCCCCGGCACGGUGUACAAUCCCAAGGAGAAGGAUCGCGUGUGCGCGGUGAUACUCUCGUAUUUGGCCGCGGACAGAGUGCAGAUAGUCAUGAACGGUGUGAGAGCGUGCGGGUAUCUGUUUCAGUAUCUCAUGAACGAGGCGCAGCCUGUACCCCAGCAGAUCCUGUCGCCCUUCGUCAGGUCAAUGAACAACAAUAGUAACGACGUGAAACAGUUGCUUGCUCGAGUCUGCAUUCACCUCGCGCGCAACAUACUGCCCGAAAAGAUGUCGCCCGAGCUGCUCAGGUCACUCCUACCGAUGCUGGUGAACGGAACAAAAGAGAAGAAUGGAUAUGUCAAAGCCAAUAGCGAACUCGCGCUUAUCGCGGUGCUCCGACUUCGGCAAGGUGAAGAGGAACACCAGCGAUGUAUGGCUUUCUUGGAUGCUGGUGCAAGGGAGUCUCUGUCCGACGUGGUCAGCAAAGUGUUGCGCAAGGUUCUCUCUCAACCGGAAGGCAAAAUAGAGGAACUAGAUGACACAUUACUCACGUGAGAGACGUUGUACUUCCCGAGUCUUACUACGCACUAUAUCCAUCUGAAUAACCGUACUACUACUCUAUGUCAUUAUUCACUCGAUCCUUACCGAGAGGUGUAUCGUUCAUGUAUUAGUUACAUUAUGAACAAGCUAGCUCGUUCAUUGUAUCUCGAUAAGCAAUUAAAGAACGUGAAACGUA
Messenger RNA from Dinoponera quadriceps, 8465 nucleotides. RefSeq names its product translational activator GCN1 (gene l(3)80Fj). The coding region runs from base 338 to 8284 and encodes 2648 amino acids. Gene Ontology annotation, cellular component: cytosol. The transcript has 14 exons. Gene Ontology annotation, molecular function: protein kinase regulator activity; protein binding. NCBI's taxonomy places the organism in Eukaryota, Metazoa, Arthropoda, Insecta, Hymenoptera, Formicidae. The record is from RefSeq and is a predicted model, not a curated record. Gene Ontology annotation, biological process: regulation of translation; cellular response to amino acid starvation.